AAUAUCAUUUGUACCAUCAAUCUUCAACACAACUACAUCAAUUCCAAGUGCAUAGACAUGUGCCAGCAACAUGUACAUCAAGAACAGAUCCAAACCACUCAAACAAAGCCUGUUGUUGGCCAUCAGCCCACUCUGCACUUUUUCCUCAAUACCUACUUGAUUCACAACUGUGAUCAUAUCUGA
Messenger RNA from Suillus subaureus, 183 nucleotides. RefSeq lists its product as uncharacterized. The transcript has a single exon. Lineage: Eukaryota; Fungi; Basidiomycota; Agaricomycetes; Boletales; Suillaceae. The annotation marks the transcript as partial. The record is from RefSeq and is a predicted model, not a curated record.